GGAGCAUGUAAACAAAACUAGAAAAUGUACUCGCCUGAUAAAAGAGGGAAAAGACUUCUACAAGAUCUAAAUAAUGCCUUUAAAAGGGAUGGAAACAUUGACGAGUUUGACUACAUACCUGUGCUGGAGCCCAAGAACAACUGCAGCCCGGUUGUGUUGGUGGACCACAAGCUGGGUGUGGAGCUAUGGAGUGUUAGAAUCCUCUUCCAGUUCGCCUAUCAUGCCCUCAUGGACUGGAGGGACAAAAACACAUGCAGUUUCACAGAGCCCAAAGAGGUUUGCUUUCUGUCCAGAGCUGUAGUGUUGUUUAACCCGGAAUGCUACACUGCAUGGAACAUCAGGAAGGAGCUGGUGGAGACAGGGGAGGUCGCCUUGGGUGAUGACCUCAAACUCAGUGCCCUUGUGCUCACCAAACACCCCAAGAGCUCAGAAACAUUUUGUCACAGGCGCUGGUUGUUAGGGAGAUAUAUUGACAACCACCUGCAGUCGAGCCAGGGGUCAAAUAUGAGCACAGGCAGUGGACGGGAUGGUUUUGUUUGCAUGGAUGCCAUUGACCUUAACCUUGACCUUCAACAGAACAACCAAGCCGCACAGAAUGGUGAAGCAAUGGAGAGUCCGCAGGACUACCAUGCCCAGAUACGCACAGAGCUGCAUAUCUGCACGUGUGCCGCGGAUAGGUACCCAUGCAACUACUACGCCUGGUCUCAUCGCCUGUGGGUUGUACAACAUGCUUACAAUUGCUCCAUUCAGAUACUUCUAGGAGAGCUUCAGAGAACAGAGUGCUGGGUGAACAAGCACAUAUCAGAUACAUGUGGGUACAACUACCGCCAGUUCCUCCUCACAAGCCUCGGCACACAGAGGGAGACGCUGCAUGUACAGAUGUCCAUAUCCUACCUCAGUCUACUCGAGAAGGAACACCGGUUCACUUCUGAUCUGAUCUCCACAUUUCAGGGCCAUGAGGCCAUGUGGUGCCAUAGGAAGUAUGUGUUUCACAGCCUGCACAGCUUGUACAUUCAAUCAUCCAGCUGUGGCUCCCCAGAUGCUGCUGGGGCUGGGAUACAGCAGAAGAAGACGCGACUUGAAUUAGAUCCUACGGCCCUGCAAUAUCGUGAGAUCAACUCUGUACAGACUCAUGAACUCAAGGCCUCAAACAGCACUCAGAAAUUUUUUGCUCAAAACUACAUUGACUGGAUGCAAAAAGCUGUGAUAAAAUAAUAUAAACAAAAUUUAAUAACAAUGGUGGAAUGUUUAUGUAAUUUAUAUUUAUAAUUUCUUUGUGUGUAAGAAAUAGGCCGGUUUUUAUACCUAAUGGUGAACAAGUUUAUAACAUGAAUUCUACCACUUGUGGUUUUUUUCUAAUUUCCAACUUUGUGUUUUUAUUCCAAAAAAUAAUAGAUAUUAAGUGUAUUGUAUUUACAGUGUUGUGGAACAAGUUUAUACCAUAGAUCUUUGGUGUAUUAUAUUAUGUAGUACAACAGACUUUGCAAUAAUUAAUAUAUGUGAUUUGGGAAGAUGUUUUCAAUGUCAUGACUGUUACCUAGGUCAGUGUAGCUGCAUAUAAUGUCAUGGCUGUUACCAAGGUCAGUGUAGCUGCAUAUAAUGUCAUGACUGUUACCUAGGUCAGUGUAGCUGCAUAUAAUGUCAUGGCUGUUACCAAGGUCAGUGUAGCAGUGUUUUCAAUGUAAUGGCUGUUGCCACGGUCAGUGUAGCAGCAUUUUCAAUUUCAUGGCUGUUACCUAGGUCAGUGUAGCAGCAUUUUCAAUGUAAUGGCUGUUGCCCAGGUCAGUGUAGCUGCAUUUUCAAUGUCAUGGCUGUCUAGCAGGUCAGUGUAACAGCAUUUCCAAUGUCAUGGCUGUUAGUCAGGUCAGUGUAGCAGCAUUUAAGUGUCAUGGCUGUCACCCAGUCAGAGUAGCAGCAUUCAAGUGUCAUGGCUGUCACCCAGUCAGAGUAGCAGCAUUUUCAAUGUCAUGGCUGUUACCCAGGUCAGUGUAGCAGGAUUUUUAAUGUCAUGGCUGUUACCCAGGUCAGUGUAGCAGCAUUUUCAAUAUCAUGGCUGUUACGCAGAACAGUUUAGCUGCAUUCAAUGUCAUGGCUGUUACCAAGGUCAGUGUAGCAGCAUUUUCAACAUCAUAGCUGUUACCCAGGUCAGUGUAGCAGCAUUUUAAUGUCAUUGCUGUUACCCAGGUCAGGAAGCAGCAUUUUUAAUGUCAUGGCUGUUACCCAGGUCAGUGAAGCAGCAUUUUCAAUGUCAUGGCUGUUACGCAGAACAGUGUUGCUGCAUUUCAAUGUCAUGGCUGUUACCCAGGUCAGUGAAGCAGCAUUUUCAAUGUCAUGGCUGUUACGCAGAACAGUGUAGCUGCAUUUCAAUGUCAUGGCUGUUACCCAGGUCAGUGAAGCAGCAUUUUCAACGUCAUGGCUGUUACCCAGGUCAGUGUAGCAGCAUUUUCAAUGCCAUGGCUGUUACCUAGGUCAGUGUAGUAGCUUUGAUAUUUGAAGAUUUGAUCAUUUGAUAAAUACUCUAUUUGGCACAUUUUUGUAAUUCAAAAUGAAAACCUCAUUCACAUGUAAAUGCACGCUAUGUCAUGCAGCUUUAAGGUACGGAAUACAUCAAUAUGGGAUAUUUUGAUACCUUAUGAUGCCAUUUUUUUUUUUUAUAUCAUUUCAAAGUGUAAGGGGAAGAAAAAGAUGUAAUGUUUUUUGGCUUUGAAACAGAGCAAACUGGCUCAUUUUAUGGCUCGUAUCAGUUGAAAUAAAAUAGAAACUGUAUCAAUGCACUUUUGGUCAUUUAUUUUACAUAAUGGUUAUCAACAAGCAGUAACCUUUAAAUGAUACCAUUUGGGCUUAUCAGGUAUCAAAAUUUAACAUAAUGAUUAACCGUAAAAUGGAGAUAUUAGAGCUUAUUUGUGGGUUUGAUAUUUUGCAUAUUUAUAUAUUCCAUUAUGGAAUGAAUGAUAUUAUUCAACAACAUACUUUAAGCAUUUAUCAGACUAUGCAUAUAUUAAUAAUAUUGUACAUGUAUGUAUAUAUAUGAAAACCUCAAAUGUGCUAUAAUUUCAUUUCUACACCAUUCAAGCUUCGUGCACUAUCACUAUUGAACUUUUUUUUAAAUUUAGUUCACAUUAUUGUUUAUUAAUAUAUCUCAAAGGAACACAGUAUUUUGCAUUUUUAAAGUAGCUGGGUAUAUUCCGUUGGAUAGAGGACCUAAAAUAAGUUAGUAGAAACUGUAAUAGUUCAUUGCUGUCAAUGAACAGUCAAUAUCAAUGUUACAAUAAGAGUAAAAGAUAUGCAUGUUUAAAAGACUGUUUUAAAGUUUUAUUAGACCUACCAGUUCAAUGUUUCAUGCUAAAAUAUUUUUUUUAUAUGAACUGAAACAGUUCAUUGUACAAUGAACAGCCAUUAUCAAUAUUACUAUUAGAUUACCUGUAAAAGACAUGAAUUUUUAAAAUACAAUUUUUAAGAUAAGCAAGACCUACCAGUUAUGGAUUAUGUCACUCACAGGAUUGUCAUAAUAGGAUGAAGUGUAAAUUAUAUAACAUGUUAAGCAUACCUUAGCCCACAGCUGGCUUUGAUUUCUGUGUUGUUCUACCUGUCUUUCAGAUUAAAUAUUUGAGAUUUA
Messenger RNA from Mya arenaria, 3616 nucleotides. RefSeq names its product protein prenyltransferase alpha subunit repeat-containing protein 1-B-like. Gene Ontology annotation, cellular component: cytoplasm. The coding region runs from base 25 to 1215 and encodes 396 amino acids. Gene Ontology annotation, molecular function: protein prenyltransferase activity. The transcript is spliced from 8 exons. Gene Ontology annotation, biological process: protein prenylation. The record is from RefSeq and is a predicted model, not a curated record. NCBI's taxonomy places the organism in Eukaryota, Metazoa, Mollusca, Bivalvia, Myida, Myidae.